UUGGCACACUGUUAUUUGGGUCUGUCAAAGAUGGCGCCGGUCGGAGAAAUUGUGGAGGUGAACGGGUUUUCUUCGAAAAGGAAGGAUGAAGCAGACAAUAAAGAAAAUUUAUGGUCAGCCAUACUAGGAGAAGUUCAAACACGAGGAAAUACGAAGUUGCCAUCAUAUAAAUCUGUGGUGGUGUUAGGUGAUAAUGAAUCAGGAAAGACAACUUUAAUAGCCAAACUUCAAGGUGUGGAGGAUCCAAAGAAAGGUUCCGGAUUGGAGUAUGCUUACAUAGAUGUCCGUGAUGAGUACAGAGAUGAUCAUACUCGACUCAGUGUCUGGGUCUUGGAUGGUGACCCCUCUCAUGCACAUCUCUUGCGAUUUGCACUGUCAGAGGAGAGUUUUCCACACACAUUAGUUAUGUUUGUAGUUGCCAUGACAACCCCAUGGGGUAUUUUAGACCAAUUGCAAACUUGGGCUACCGUCUUGCAGGACCAUAUCGACAGGUUGAAAAUUGACAUAGAUGACUUACAGGAAGCCAGGCACAAAUGUGUAAAGAAGUGGCAAGAUUAUGUGGAACCUGGAGAUGAAUUGGAACAAGGGUCUCCAAUGAGAAGAACGUCCCGAAAUCUAGAUGAAGAAGGUGGAGAUGUUCUGCCCUUAGGUGACGGUGUACUUACUAGGAAUCUAGGAUUAGACGUGGUUGUAGUUGUUACAAAGACGGACUAUAUGUCGACAUUAGAGAAGGAUUAUGACUAUCGUGAUGAACAUUUUGACUUCAUGCAACAAUGGAUUCGCCGGUUCUGCCUUCAGUAUGGAGCAGCAUUAUUCUAUACAUCGGCUAAAGAAGAUAAGAACUGUGAUCUACUGUACAAAUACCUGACGUAUCGCAUUUAUGGUUUUCCCUUCCGAACACCUGCGCUUGUUGUUGAGAAGGAUGCUCUUCUUAUUCCUUCUGGUUGGGAUAACAUGAAGAAAAUAAGCAUAUUGCAUGAGAAUAUGCAAAGCAUGAAGCCAGAUGACUACUAUAGGGACAUUAUAGUUCAGCCCGUUCUAAGAAAGCCUGUGACUCGAGAAUCAGAAACACAGGCAGAAGAUGAGCAGUCAUUCCUAACGAGGCAGUUACAACUUAUGCAGCAGGGCGCCCCAAGUCUGCGGCAGGAUUCUUCUCCGAUGAGGUCGCCAGCUGGAGUACAAAAGACUGGAGAGAGACGGAGUAGUGGUUCACCUGGAGUACAAGGGCAGCUUGGCUCACCAAAAAAGAUUGAUGGAAGCAAACCUGGUGUGACGGGCAGUGGAGAAGGUGUACUGGCCAACUUCUUUAAUUCUCUUCUGCACAAGAAAACUGGAACAGGAUCACCAGCACCUAAAAUGUCAGCUGACCUGUCAAAUGAUCGACCCCACACAUCUGUGGACAAGGCAGUCAUGCGCUCAGAUGCAGCGGCCGAGCUGGACCGACUAACCCGAAGCAAGAAACCAUCUGUGCCGCCAGACCAAAAUUCAUCAGACUGCUGAGACAUUGUGGUCAUUAAUGUCUCAGCCAAAAUGUGGUCUGGCCAGGUGGGACAGAUGUCUGGUAGACUGACCAUCGGACAGGGUCAACAGUUAAAAUGAAGAACAAACCUGUAAGUGUGCAUUAACCUUUGACCGCUGAAUAGUAUUUCUUAGCUCAGACUCAUCAGGAACAUACAGAUACUUAAAAAGUGUUUGUCGAAAGAUGGCAGGGUAUGUACAGCUGAGCAUAUAGAUAUCAUCAGGAAAAUUAAGAAAGUGUAGGUUACAGAUUGGGAUAUCCUGGGUGAAGCAGUGCAUUAUAUUCUGUGAUAGCCUGGGAUAUCUGGGACACAGUGGUCAAAGGAUUAAGGCCACUUGCUUUAGGGCUGAAAAUAUAUCUUGUUUCUGGAAGUGUUUUAGGUUUGAUUUAUAAAACUCAUGACUGUUUCCACUACCUGCCCUUUCAGAAUAAUAAACAGAGUUAUAAAUGGCUGUAUUGUUUAAUUACAUAUACUUACUGCAACAUGUUGUAUAUUGUAGUACAGUGAAUACUACUGAUAAGAUUACUACCCGUGUCCAGUUAAUUAUGCAAAUUUGUACUAGAAUUUUAUAAUACAGUGUAGUAUCUCUUGAAUGGGUAGGUGGUCGAAUGGUUGGUGGAUUUAGUCAGCCCGUAAAUAAGAUCUUGACAACGUUCUCUACGGUAACUGUGGCCUUAACUGAAAUUUGUAGCUGGCCGCUGUGCAAUAGAAUCGCAACAGUAUGAGUAAACGCCUGCCCAUUGGUGUAAGUAAUUUAA
Cryptotermes secundus is the source of this 2278-nucleotide messenger RNA. It is a transcript of the gene Dlic, whose product is annotated as cytoplasmic dynein 1 light intermediate chain 2. Gene Ontology annotation, cellular component: centrosome; cytoplasmic dynein complex. The transcript is spliced from 10 exons. Gene Ontology annotation, biological process: microtubule-based movement; microtubule cytoskeleton organization. The record is from RefSeq and is a predicted model, not a curated record. Gene Ontology annotation, molecular function: dynein heavy chain binding. NCBI's taxonomy places the organism in Eukaryota, Metazoa, Arthropoda, Insecta, Blattodea, Kalotermitidae. The coding region runs from base 31 to 1500 and encodes 489 amino acids.